Messenger RNA from Aureobasidium namibiae CBS 147.97, 1596 nucleotides. Its product is annotated as putative MFS transporter. The coding region runs from base 1 to 1596 and encodes 531 amino acids. Gene Ontology annotation, biological process: transmembrane transport. Lineage: Eukaryota; Fungi; Ascomycota; Dothideomycetes; Dothideales; Saccotheciaceae. The transcript is spliced from 2 exons. Gene Ontology annotation, molecular function: transmembrane transporter activity. The record is from RefSeq and is a predicted model, not a curated record.
AUGCUAGAGUCUGUACAAGCUGCUCACGACCAGCCUUCAUGGAAUGGCAGUAGCUCAGAGACGCUAGAAGCAAAUAGGGUCGAUGAACAGCAACGUAUAGAAAGAGAAAAGUCACAUACCAGUCAGAAUAUCGACCCAGAUGUGGUAAUUGUUGAUUGGGAUGGGCCGAACGACCCAGAAAAUCCGUUCAACUGGCCAGUCCGAAAGAAAUGGAUUCUUACAUCAGUGGCUCUGUUUGGGACAUUCAUCGCCCUUAUAAACGGAACGUCCAUGGCUGUCGCCGCUGAAGCCUACAAUCGCGAUUUUGGCAUUAGCGAUGCGCAAUUUCCGAACUCAUACUGGCCUAUCGCGAGCUGGGCUCUGGGUGGCGGCAUUUUCAUGAUGGUCCUCUUACCCAUCCUCGAGGACUUCGGAGUCAGGUGGGGUUACCUGAUAAGUUACAUUGUCCUGAUCAUCUUCAUUGUGCCCUCAGCUGUGGCUCAAAACUUCGAAACGUUGGUCAUAACACGUUUCAUCGCUGGCGGAUGCGUCUCACUACUAGGAAACACAAUCAGUAGCAUUAUCUGCGACAUCUGGGCUGGCGAUCGUGGCAGAACAGUACCCAUGGAACUAUACAUUACCGUCUAUCUCUUUGGCAGCACCAUGGGUCCCGUCAUCGGUGGUGCCAUUUACCAGUUUCUCAACUGGCGUUGGAUAUUCUACAUUCAGAUCAUCUGGUAUUGCGCUUUGAUUCCGCUCUUCUUCUUCACCAUCAAGGAAACCCGCGGUUCUGUCAUCCUCAAGCAGCGUGCGAAGAAGAUUCGUGCGACGACUGGAAAGAAGGCAUAUACACGCGAUGAAUUGAACCACAUCCCGAUCUGGCAGAUCGUGAAGACCUCAGUCCAGAGACCAGCAUAUAUGCUUUGCACAGAGUGGGUGGUGUUCUCGCUCACUUUAUGGUCAGCCUUCGCUGUCGGUCUCGUCUAUCUCUUUACUCAGAGCAUUGAGCAGGUCUUUGCAGGCCUAUACGGAUGGCCAGCCUACAGUACCGGAUACGUUCAGGCCGCCGUCGGUAUUGGAGAGUUGCUAGGAUUUUUUGUCUCAUAUGCCAACAUACACUUCUACGUGCGAUCUGCCAAGUCGAAUCCCAUCGAUCCCGGCACACCCGUUCCGGAAGCUAGACUCUACAUGUCUCCGGUAGGAGGCUUUUUCGGCAUGACGGGAGGUAUGUUCAUCUACGCGUGGACGUCUUACCCGCACAUACCCUGGAUCGCUCCAGCAAUUGGGCUAGGAAUGGUAGGCUUUGGUAUCAAUAUCGUCUGCGCGUCGAUUGCACAAUAUCUGAUGGACGCUUACUCCAAGUAUGCUGGCUCGGCCAUCGCAGCGGUAGCAUUCGGAGAGAAUGUCUUUUCUGCUUUUCUACCGCUGGCUGCGUCAAGCAUGUAUACCAACCUUGGUUAUCAGUGGGCGAGUUCGGUGUUGGCAUUCUUGUCGUUUGCACUGGCUUGCGCGCCUAUCAUUUUGCUGUGGAAGGGACCGGAGAUCAGAGCAAGGAGUCCCUUCAUUCAGGAGGCGAGAUAUGAGCAUGAUGUCAAGAGUAGUGUGGAAGAGGCUUGA